UAGGUCUGUUACUAAUUUAUGGUCUAUAACCUUAAAUUUUACUACUACAAAUAUUAGUUGUAAAGAAUAAAAUAUUUUACGAUAGUAGUGAAGAAAUAAGAACAACAAAAAGUUUUUCAAUUUGUCUUUAGGACUACAUUGAUUAGAAAAUGUUACCGGGUAUUGGAGUUUUUGGAACAGGUCCGCUUGUGAAGAUUCUUGUUCCUAUUUUAAAUGAAAAUGGUUUUAAAGUUGAAGCAAUUUGGUCCAAAACAAUGCAAGAUGCAAAAGAUGCGGCUAAGGAACUAAACGUUUCCUUUUUUACAAACCAAAUUGAUGAUGUACUGUUACUUAAGGAAGUUGAUCUUAUAUUUGUUUUGUGUGCUCCAUUUUUACAUGCACAGAUAUCAGUAAAGGCAUUAGGAAUAGGCAAACAUGUGGUUUGUGACCGACCGGCUGGAUUAAGUCAAUCUGAUGCAUUACGAAUGGUAAAAGCUGGUCAAUAUUAUCCUUCAUUGAUUUCUCUUAUAAAUUAUUCAUUUCGAUUCUUACCAGCCUUUAUGCACAUGCAGAAAGCUAUAAAUGAGGGUUACUUAAUUUCAAAUGUUACAUUAAUAGAAAUCAAUGUUCAGUGUAGUUAUUUAUAUGGUACUAAUGAAAUGUACAAUUGGCAAUGUGAUGAUUUAAUGGGUGGAGGUAUAUUAAAUUUGGUAGGAAGUCAUGUAAUAGAUCUGGUAUCCUUUUUAACUAAUAAAAGAGCACUGAGGGUUAAUGCAGUUAUGAGAACAUUUACACAUAGUUCAGAAAAUAUAAAUGGUAUUAGAUAUAUCUCAGCUCCAGACUUUUGUACAUUUCAAAUGGAUCUAGAGGAUAGUGUUUUGGUUUGUGUAACAUUAAAAAGUCAUCAAAUCUGCAACAGUUAUCAGCAGGAAGUGAUGGUGUCUAGCAACAGUGGCUAUCUCGUAGUCAGAGGUGAAGAUCUUUUUGGUUGCCAAAAGUCAGGAAGGGAAGAAGUUCUCUAUUGUGUUAUUCCAAACACAAGUUUAUCAAAACCGUUUACUAAAGGUCUAUUUAAAAUGGUUGCUGCAUUAAAAGAAGCCUUUUUACCUGUUAAGGAAAGAGCUGGUUGGAUUAAAGAACCAGUUAAUUUGGCAGCAAAUUUUGAAGAUGGUCUUUAUGUACAGGCUGUAUUGAGUGCACUGAAAGAAUCUUCACGAACAUUGCAGUGGAUAAGAGUGAAAAUAAUGGCAGAACAACCAGAUACUGAUGCUUUACUUAGUGCAGCUGUGAGGAAAACUGCUAUUGCAGCAUCUUAAAUUAGUAUAUGUGCGCGUGUUUUUGUCAGUGCAUAUUUACGGUUAAUUAUCUUAGCAAAUGCUUUAAUUACAUUAUGUUUUCGUUUAUUAUUUAAAGUAAUUUAUGCAUAAAUCGAAUUUUUACAUUAGAACUAGUUGUUUCUCUUUCUGAAUAUGAAUUUGAUUUACUAAAUAGUAAAAAAUUGUAAAAUAGGAAGACAGAAAUAUUUUAUUUAUUAUUAUAGUCAUGUG
This is a messenger RNA of Agrilus planipennis (emerald ash borer), 1526 nucleotides long. Its product is annotated as glucose-fructose oxidoreductase domain-containing protein 1. Gene Ontology annotation, molecular function: nucleotide binding. Bases 150 to 1295 code for a protein of 381 amino acids. The record is from RefSeq and is a predicted model, not a curated record. The transcript has a single exon. NCBI's taxonomy places the organism in Eukaryota, Metazoa, Arthropoda, Insecta, Coleoptera, Buprestidae.